CGAAUACAUAAACAUCAAAAAACACAACUAAAAAAACUAUGAGACUUGGGGAAGAGAACGCCAUGAUGGCUGCCGUAAAAAAAUUAAUUAUUAUAUGAAUAGAAAGUGUACGAAAGUAUUUGUUCCUAAUAGCAGUAAAAAAAGAUUAACAACAUAAUGAAAGCACCAAUUUUUGGAUAUUUAAAUACUAUCAUCGAUAAUCGCUCACAGUAGUUUAUUUGUUUCAGUGAAGCUUGAAGCUUUUGGGGAAGAAUUUUUUUGCAAUGUUAUUGUCCACCACAAAAUAUUGAUUGAUUUAAGGAAGGUAUAUGUAUUCCGAAAAUAGGCAAUCAUGAAUGAAACAAAUGAAGAUGACAAGGUAAAUGCUAAGCCAAAUGAGUCUGAAGUAGUAUGUUCAAAAAAUGGGGAUGAUGAUGAUAUACCAACAUUUGUUGAAAACUCAAAAAGUAAAAUGCAUGAAGAAUUCGACGAAUCAAAAACCGAAAAACAACAUUUUCACAAUGAAACAAAAUCAAUUGAAUUGGAAGUACUACAAAUUGAGCGCCCGAUAACAGAAAUAUUAUUAAGUUCACAAGAUGAGCCGCAGUCACCAGAUGAUGGCGAUUUUGAUGAAAAACGUACCAAAUUACCUGAAGAAGAAUCAACUAUUGAAAAAGAAGCUACUACUGGAAGUUCAAGUAUUGAAAUCAAAUUUAAUGAUGAAGAUAAGGUAAAAAAACAAUCGUUAAUCGAUGAUACAGAGGAUUUGCUUGUGCCAACUGAUUUCGUGCCAGACAUUUCCGAUGUUAUUACUAGUAGUAGUGAUGAAACAAAGAGAAAAUAUUCAUAUUGUGAUGAUGGCAGUGACAAAUGUAAAAAAUUUAAACUCGAUACUGUGACUAAUGAGGAAGACAUAUCGAUGCAAAACGAUAAUAUGCAAAACAAUUUCAAUAAAAUGUGUAUUGAAAACGUUCUUCCGUCAGACACAUCUCCUGAAAAAACUACCGAAACUAUUAAACUGCCUGAGGAAUGUAGAGUAAUGAAGGAAGAAUUAAGUAUUACCGAUAUUCUUGUUCCUAGCGGAAUCGCUUCCGAAAAAACAAUAGCACUUGCCGACAUUAUUGAAAGUGUAGAUGAUUUGAUUAAAAAAGACAACGAAAAAUGUGAAUCAGAUAACAGUGAUUCAACAAUGGUAGUGGCGGCGAUCAAACAAGUUCAACAAAAUGCGGAUGAAAUAGAAAAGAGUUCAGAAAAUUUUAAUAAUCCUGCUAAUGAACUAGAUUUUAUGGAGAUUUCGGAAAAAUUGAAGGUCAUGGAUGAAAUUAGUUUGGCACCUGUAUCGAAAAUAGAUCGAAAACCUUUACCUGAAUUCGAUUUAAGUGCUGAAAUAUCUCUCGAACAAAUAUCCAAAAAAAGUAUAUCAGAAAGUGAUGAUAAACGAAAUAAAGUAUCUAAUUUACGUAAAAAUAUCCGUGAGGUUAUGGAUGAUAACCAAUUAGAUGCAUCUACACUUGCUGCUCAACGUGAAGAACUGGAGCGUUUAGCUCGAGUGCAAGAACAACAACGUAUAAUUCGUGAAAUGCAAAGACAAGUUGCGCUUGAUAGACAAAAUAGUAAAACUCAGAACAAAGUUUUAUCUUUACUUACGGGGCACAAUACCUCCCACUUAUUGAAAUCAAAUUCUGCUACCUCGGGUACGAAAGUACAGGCAAUGACAAGUCCAAUGAUCUCCAGCGCUGAUGUCGCAGAAAUACAUUCAGUUAGUAUCGCGCCAAUAAAAUCAAGUCAGAAGAAAUUCGAUAACAACGAAAUUUCCGAUAUAUCGGGGAGUAUUGAAAUACAAAAUGAAGUGGACUUGGAUUCUGACGAAAAAUUGGAUAAACCAUCUGAUGGUCUUCUUAUUGUAGAAGAAUCUACGGAUGAAGACAAUGAUGAAGAGGACGAUGAUGAUGUCAUUGAACUGAAGCCAAAAAAAGAUAUUGUAACAAUUGAUGAUAGUUCCGAUGACGACUGUAUUAUGUUAUCCGAUGACGAAGAAGAAGAUGAAGGAGAUGAUGAUCCACAAAAUAGUGGUCUACAUGUGAACGAUGCGUAUAAUGUUCCAGAUGAACAAGGACGAGUUGUAAUAAAUAUUGGUCAUCCAGAGGGCGAAAAUGAUAUUUUCUUAGCACCACAAAUAGCUCGUAUAAUCAAGCCGCAUCAAAUUGGUGGCGUACGCUUCUUGUUUGAUAACAUAAUUGAAUCAGUAGAAAGAUUUAGUACAUCAACUGGGUUCGGUUGCAUUCUAGCUCAUUCUAUGGGACUUGGGAAAACUCUGCAACUUGUGUGUUUUAUUGAUAUUUUUUUGAGACAUACUAAUUCAAAUACUAUUCUAUGUAUUAUGCCGAUUAACACACUACAAAAUUGGUUGGCCGAAUUUAAUAUGUGGAUACCUGAAGACGCUGAAAAUUCACCAUUAAAAGCACAAGGUGAAGUUCGUCCACGUAACUUCAAACUAUUUGUAUUGAAUGAUACGCAUAAAACUUUGAAUGCAAGAUCAAAAAUUGUAUUGGAAUGGGCACGAUCUGGUGGCGUCCUAUUGAUUGGAUAUGAAUUAUAUCGACUUUUAAGUUUGAAGAAGGUAACCAAACGAAGAGGUCGUAAAACAAAAAUUGAUCCUGAAGUUGAGGAACGUGAAGCUGAGGAACAUAAAAAAUUAUUAGAUGAAAUGCAUGCUGCUUUAGUCAAACCAGGCCCGGAUUUAGUUGUCUGUGACGAAGGACAUCGUAUAAAGAAUUCGCAUGCAAGUAUAUCGGUCGCAUUGAAACAAAUUCGUUCAAAGCGACGCAUUGUACUAACUGGCUAUCCACUUCAGAACAAUUUAUUAGAAUACUGGUGUAUGGUAGACUUUGUUCGUCCCAAUUAUUUGGGUACGAAAACGGAAUUUUCAAAUAUGUUCGAAAGACCUAUUCAAAAUGGCCAAUGUAUUGAUUCGACACCACAAGACAUCAAGCUAAUGCGGUAUCGAGCACAUGUGCUCCAUUCUCUAUUGCUGGGCUUUGUUCAGCGUCGAUCACAUGUAGUUCUACAAAAUUCAUUGCCCCAAAAAGAGGAAUUCGUAAUCCUCGUAAGGAUGACACCAUUCCAACGAAAAUUAUAUGAUGUUUUUAUGAAUGAAGUGGUUCGAACCAAAGCAGUUCCUAAUCCUCUCAAAGCAUUCGCAGUGUGUUGCAAAAUUUGGAAUCAUCCAGAUGUAUUAUAUAAUUUUUUGAAAAAACGCGAGGCGGAUUUAGAUUUAGAAGAAGCCGAGGCAUCAGCAAAUGAUGCUUCAUUUGAUGUUACUACAAGUGAAACUACCAAUAAAAACACAAAGAAAAAAACGACAAACAAAAAAAAUAAAAGAGGCGAAAAACCAACGAAUUCAUCCAUGGAUUCGGAAAUUAAAACAGAUUUGAAACCGGCAGCAUCUGUACCACCGAAUACAGUUGGUGGUAUUGGCAAGUCUGCAAGUGAAAAGGAAGUAAACGAAUAUCUAAAGACUGAAAUAUCAGAAAGAAUUAAAAGUGAAACAUCGAACGCCGAUACAAAUCUUAAGACAAAUAAAAUCUCUUAUGAUCAAUUACAACAACAACUUCCACUAACACCAUCACCACCACCACCACCAGAGACACAUAAUUUUACAAAUUCAAAUCCAGGAAAUUCACCACAAUAUAACCGAACAUCAUAUAACCCAUCGCAAACAUCAAAUUCUGCUUAUAAUCAUGCAAACUAUCCAUAUCCUCCUGCAGUACAGUCUGGUUUUAGUACACCAUACAGUAACUACAAUAGAUAUGACCAUUACAAUAGUUACCACCAACCCAAUUCUUCGAUACCUAAUCGUUACUAUUGGAAUCAAUCACACCAGCAACAAACACGUCCAUAUGAUUUUAAUACAAUCAACGAUUCAAAAGGUCACCAAAGCGAAUUUGGACAGACUUCUUGUUACUCGCACAACAAUCAACAAUAUGGUUAUUCACAACAUAUGGAAUAUCAAACAGGAGGUUCAUUUUCACCUUAUGGAACUAUGGACUAUCACCACUCAAUGUACAACAUUCCUCAAACAAGUGGAAACCAAACACUACAAAGUAAUUAUUCCUAUAAUCAAUCAACGAACUCAAAUCAAUGGAAUAUAUCUACUUCAGAAGUUUCGCCACAGUCGGCAUCGAUUGGCCCACAUGUGGCUACAAUACAACAACAACAAUCGGGGAAUAACAACUCAAACCAAAUAAAUAUUUAUGGAAAAAAUACAAAUCAAUCUGAUGACACAACAAGCACCAUAAAAAAUUCCAAUAGUAAUCAAACAUCAAAAAUACAAACAAAUGCUCAUAACGGCAACUUAUUGCAAUCAAAUUAUAGUAAUCUGGAACAAAACAGCAAUCAUUUAACGAAUAAUUUGGUAAAAACAAAUAGUAGUGAAACUGUAGUGAAUCAAAGUAGUGAAACAAAAGAUGAAAAAAUUAAAACUCAAAUCAGUGAUAAAGGAAAUGAAGAUGAAACAGAAGACAAGAAAUUUGUUGAUAUCAAGGAGGAGAAUGCAGAAAAGCUUGACGCAAAAGUUAAAGACGAUGGGAUACCCUACGACUGGGCUAUAGAAUUAAUGAAAAACUAUACGCCCGAUUUGAUCGAAAAUUCAACCAAAAUGGAAAUAUUCUUUUGUAUUCUGGAGGAGACGAUCAGUUUAGGUGAUCGUAUGUUGAUAUUUAGCCAGAGUUUAUUGACUUUGAAUUUGAUUGAACGAUUUCUACAAGCAAAUCCAGCUAAAGUCACAGAAAAUGAAAUCAAAUGGUCCAAAAAUAUCAACUAUUAUCGUUUGGAUGGAUCUACUGGGGCUCAGGAGCGUGAAAAACUCAUUAAUGAGUUUAAUUCAAAUCAAAAUGUACAUUUGUUCCUAGUAUCAACACGAGCAGGUUCACUUGGAAUUAAUUUGGUUGGCGCCAAUCGUGUGGUUGUAUUUGAUGCCAGCUGGAACCCAUGUCAUGACACACAAGCUGUCUGUAGAAUAUUUCGUUACGGACAGAGGAAACCUUGUUUUGUGUAUCGCUUAGUGAUGGAUAACUGCUUAGAGAAGAAGAUAUAUGAUCGACAAGUCAAUAAACAAGGAAUGUCCGACCGCGUAAUUGACGAAUGUAACCCAGAUGCCCGAUUAUCGAUGAAGGAAGUAACUAAUUUAUGUUAUGAUGAUGAAAAAGAAACCGAUGUAUGUGAUUUCAGUGGAAGUAAAGAAAAAUAUUGUGAUAUUGUGAUGAAAAAGGUGAUUGAGUUGUUUUCAACACGAAUGACAAAAGAACCAUUUCAACAUGAAAGCUUGCUUAUCGACCGCAAAGAAAAGAAAUUGUCAAUGGCUGAAAAACGGUUGGCUCAAAGAGGAUACGAAUUAGAAAAACAAGCUGCUAGCAAACCCAGUUAUACAAUUUACAAUGCAAAUCGACAACAAAUUGGAACGUACAGAGCUACUAGACCAGAUGGUGUUGUUGUAACACGGCCAGUUGCUUCUGUACGACCAAUUCAAGCUGAUACAAAUCGGAAUCCAACAGCUCGGCCUACCCGUUGGAUACCAGCUGAGGUUUGGCAACGCCAAGGAAUGACUGCUCAAGUGUUGACUUUACCAGGGGAUGUUGUCAUUCCAACAAGUUCAGCAGACAAACAAAAUAUUAUUCUAAAAGAGGGUCAAAAGGUGAUGGUACUUAAAUCACCAAAAGGAAUUUACAUGCAACUUGAAUCUGGAAAAAUUAUUGCAAUUCGUACAGCAUUGAAAGUUGGACAUAAUAAAGACAAAACAGUUCCGGAGACGACCUUCAUGGCACGAGAAAUGCAAAAACGAAAUCCAGUAGCUACUUCCACUAAAGUUUCAAACACCUCAACAAUAGUUUGCCCAACAACUUCAAAUACCACAGUCUCUACAACAAUGUUGAUAAGCUCAAAAGCCACUUCAAUUACGCCAUCACGUCAUCGUAGUACAAAUCAUGUACAAUUCGGCCGCAAUAACUCUGUAUCUACGAAUAAAAAUGUGCAAAUGGGUACAGCGAAGCCAUAUAACUUAAAAUCACGAAACGUUGUAACGACAUCAGAUGCAACUGCAAUAUUGCAAACACAGUACAAUACGAGCAAUUCCCGAGGCAAUUCCAAUAGUUCAUUCGAUGCUGAUAUAUCUGAUGAUAGUCAAUUUCUUGAAAAACUUGGUGAAAAUCUAGCUGCUAAGCACCAGAAUAGCGUUGAAGAUGCUGAGCAAAUGAAUAAAAGUAAAGAAUUGAAAUGCUCUGAGAAUAUGAUCGAAAGCGCAUCAAACGAACAUAACACUGAAAUCAAAUCUCAAAAGAGUUAUUUAGAAAAAGUUGAUAACGGUGUUGCUGAAACAUCAAUAAACACAAUUAAUGAUGAGGCAAGUGGCGCCUGUCACUCUGAAAGCAAAUAUGACGUGCAGAUUGGACACAGUUAUCAUGACAGCCGUACAGAGAAUUAUAGCAAUAUAAAUAGGACGAGUAGUGCAAGCUAUUUACCUCAACAAAAUUAUAACUAUGAAAAUUAUAACAGCAAUGGAAACUACAAUGAUACAACAGGACAUAUGGCACAACAUAUAAUGCAACCGAAUAUGAAUGAUUCAGAACAUCCUGAAAGAUAUUCACAAAAUAAUCAGCAAUCAUAUCGUAGAGUUCAACAACAUCAUCAACAACAACAACAACAGCAGCAGCAGGAACAACCACAACAGCAGCAGCAGCAACAACAACAGCAACAUCAACUGCAUGCUCAAAUUCCAAGUCAGUCAUAUUCAAUGCAAAAUACACAGCAACAGCAAAACCAAGCAUUCGAGAACAAGUAUUAUGGACAAAAUCAACCAUUAUAUUCAACAGAAAAAAUAAGUAACGGUACGCAAAAAAAUGUUUCAUCACUUAAACCCAAUCAGUCAAAUCAAAACUAUGGUAAUAUUUGCGAACCAUACAAUGGAAAAAUUCCCUUACAUGUACAAGGAAAUAUUCAACAAACGCAUUAUCAACAACAAUAUUAUUUACAAAAUAAAUAUCCCAGUAAAACAUCAUCAUCAUCAUCAAUGCAGCAACAAACCACAAGUAAUACCAUACCGUCUGGCCCUAUGUCGAAUAGUUUCGGGCAUUCAUCGAAUUCGGCUAACUAUAAUAACUAUUCACAUACUGUUGUAACAUCAUAUCAACAGAAUUAUGAAUAUAAUUCUCCAUCCUCAUCGUCAAUUUCAACAAUGAAUUACGCUACACCAUCACCAGUACAAUAUUCUUUCGCAUCUUCAAGUCCUUCGGCUAAUACCACGCAAGUACCAUCGCCUGAUAUCCGUCAGCAAAAUGUAGUUCACUCAUCCUCAUUGCCUUCAAUUGAAACUCAACACGAAUCAAACCGUGAAUUUCCUUUGUCAAAUCAAUACAAAUUAGCAACAGAUAAUAAAGCUUUCAAUCCAACACAAAAAUCUAACUAUAAUAGCACCGACGUAAUGAGCGGACAUUAUACUACAAGUGAUAAUUGUGCAUAUUCAGUUGAAAUGAAAAGUUCUCUAAAAAAGUAUCGACAUAAACAACAGACAAAUAAUAAAACACAACCAAUCUAUGGUGGUGGUUCAAAUGAAUUUAAAAUGGAAGAUCACUAUGGAGCCACCUAUUCUACUAUGGAACCACUGGCAAGUGAAUCAACAUUAAGUAUCUUGGAAAAAACUGCUUCGUCUAUCGAUGAAAGCAAAAGCGCAUUCAAAGCAUCAUUGAGCAAUAUAACUAAACCGAAUACAGAUAUGCUCACUUACGGAACGCAAUCACUGUAUGGAAAUAGCAACGCUUCACAGGCACCUGUAAAAGCAAAAACUCGUGCAAGAGGUCGAAAGACAGGAAAUAAAGCCGAAAAUUUGUUGAAAUCCGAACCGAUUACUUCAUCUCCCGUUUCAUCACUUCCAAUGAAAAAAAAUGAAAGAAUUUCAGCAUCAUCAACUAAGGUUGAUGACGUGAUUGAGUCUCACUCCAAAUCAAUUCCAGUUGGAUGGAGUGUCGAUGAAGCACAUAUAGCAAAAAAAUUGAAUCCAGCUGAUAAUUACUCUAGUUCAAUCGGCGUGGGCUUACAUUCAAUUUCUUCGAAUGAAAAAAAUUUAACAAUUCCACAUACUGACGUAAACACAACAUAUAAUCAUACAGAUCAAACUUAUCAAUAUUCUGGACAAACACCAGCUCUUGGCCCAACAUCACCGUUUUUAUUGUCACAUUCGCAGAACAAACCUGAAUCAUCAAUGUAUUCAUCACAUGGUACAGUACAUAAUCCGUAUCGUUCUGAAUUACCUAUCUCGAAUUCGUCAACAAUUACUACUAACAGCGGAAUUCAAGAUCAAUCAAAUAACGUUUCAAUUUCAUCAAGUCAUCCAUAUUCAAUACACACAGCGGUUAACAAUAUACAACACACGUUACAACAAUCACCAAUAGUGAAUCCGAUUUCACAGCAGACAUCAACUAUAUUGCCAACAACAUCUUCAACACCUUACAUAAAUACAACAUUGCAACCAUCAAGCUUGUUACCAUCACAACAAGAACAAAAUCCGAAAAUAUCAUUACCGCAUACUCCUCAAAUCGAAACAUUAGGUCUUUAUUCACAUUCACAACAUUAUUCUUCGCCCUAUGGAUAUCCAUCAACUUUCCACACAGGUUUGUCAUCUACACUUCCAGCUUAUUCAAGUCAACAAAAUACGCUGUAUUGUGAAACCAGUAGCAGUAGCUUUAAAUUGCCUACAACAACUGUAUCAUCACAAUCAUCACAUUAUUCGAAUUCAGCGUUCCAUAAACCAGAUGAAACUGCUGGUAUAAGCUCACAAGAGCCACAAGCUCAGAACACCCCGUAUUCAGCUCCUAUAUCAACGACUCAACAACAACAACAACAACAACAACAACAACAGCAGCAGCAACAACAACAGCAGCCACAACAGACGCAGCAACAGCAGCAGAAGCAACAACAACAACAACAACAGACUUCACAACCGAAAACUACAAUCCCAUCAUCAAUUCAAUGUGGCUCACAAGUAUAUACUUCACAUAUAGCGUCGAAUUCAUUACCAUUACAUACAUCUACGAUUUCAACUGAUUCACUUUCAUCAAUUCUACCUUCUUCACCACAACAAUUUGCUGCUGCUCCAUCAAAUGUAUCUGCGACGCAGCCACUAUAUUCGUUGCCACCAUAUCAGCACUAUUACGGAUCAACUCAAGCACCACCAUUUCCAAGUUCACUUUAUCAAACCUCAAAUCCGUAUACACAAUCUUUCAUUCCUCCCAAUUUACAACCCUAUGCUAGUAGUCCUCAAUAUUGGGGAUCUCCCCCGUCAGCUCAACAGCAGCAUCAGCAGCAGACACAAUAUCGUACGUAUCCGAAUACAUAUCCAACAUAUCCGCCGCCACCGGCUUGGACUCCAUAGGGAUUGUUUUUUCGUUUCAUUUAAAUCCUACUAACAUACAUCAUACAGUUAAUCAAAUGAGAUAAGAAUGAUAUAAAUCAAAAAUAUGAUAAUUAGAAAUAUAGUUUUUAUUGUUAAAGAUAGAUAAUUUUUUCUGAUGUGUUCGAUCUAUAGAAAGGCUUCGAUAAUUUUGUUUGAAAUAGAUUGUUUUAUUUCAAACUUCAUUUCGUCGCAGAUCAAUGAAGUACAUGACACAAGACACUUAAAAAUAAGUUUUUCAAGACACUUCAAAUCAUAUACAAAAAUUUAAAUCAUAUACUGUAAUGUAAAAUUGUACAUGCUCAAACUGUGAAGAGCGAAGCGGGCGAGUUAACUGUCGAAUCACAACUCUAGAAAUGUUAUUGUUGUUGUACACAAGAGACAGUGUAAAUAUUUCACUGCUCAACGCAAAGUUCUUUCUUGAAUCUUAGCAAUGGACAUUUUAAUUGUUUGGAUGUAAAAUACCAACAUUAAAAUAGCAUAUACAAUUUUUUGUAAAAUUAUUUACUUCACAAUUAAAAGAUUCUUGUAAAGAGUUUUACCUUAAUUAUUUGGACAUGGCAGAAAAUUAUUCUGGCAAUCGAAAUUUUAAAUGAAAACUGUGCAAUGGGAAAAUGUUCAUUCAUUUCCAAUAGAGUGUUUCCCAUAUCUGUAAUUAAAUAAAUAGUAUGUUUCAAUUUAAAGAGCAUAAAAUUCUG
This is a messenger RNA of Contarinia nasturtii (swede midge), 10116 nucleotides long. RefSeq lists its product as uncharacterized. Gene Ontology annotation, molecular function: ATP-dependent chromatin remodeler activity; ATP hydrolysis activity; ATP binding. Gene Ontology annotation, cellular component: nucleus. NCBI's taxonomy places the organism in Eukaryota, Metazoa, Arthropoda, Insecta, Diptera, Cecidomyiidae. The coding region runs from base 332 to 9400 and encodes 3022 amino acids. The record is from RefSeq and is a predicted model, not a curated record. The transcript is spliced from 14 exons.